UUCAAAACCCCUAUAACCAUGAAAAUUCUCUCCAAUCCACAAAAACCCUAAUGAGAGAUCAAUAAGCAAAAUUUUUAAAUUAUUAUUAUUAUAAAAAGAGAGAGAGCACAAGUACCUAAAAUUAAAAUAAAAUCAUAGAAAAGAGAGAAAAAUAUGAAAGGCUGGAAAAAUUUAGGAUCUGUUGCUACAAUUUAUGAAGAAGAAUAUGAGUUUUCCUCUUCUUCUUCUUCUUCUCUUUCUCCUACUCAUUCUUCUCCUCCUACACCUCUACAAUCUAGAGUCAGGAAAUGGUCACAUGCAGUUAAAAGAAAAACAGAAGUGGUGAUAAAAGUUCGUGGAAAAUGUUUUCUUCUUCACAAGGAUCCACUGAGAUCGAAAAGUACGUAUUUAAAGCGACAAUUAACGGAUUCCGUUACGGAAUUUACUCUCUCUCCGCCGUUAAACAUUUCCGCCGAAACGUUUACUCUCGUAGCGGACUACUGUUACGGAGCCCAUCUCGUCGUAACGCCGUUUAAUCUCGCGGCUCUUAAAACUGCUGCCGAGUUAUUAGAGAUGACGGAGGAUGACGGUGACGGUAACGAUAACUUGGUGCAGUUUACAGACUCGUAUUUUCGGCGAGUUGUCGCCGUUAAUAGGGAGUACGCGACUAUAGUUUUCCGUUCGUCCUUGUCUCUACUUCCUGAAUCCGAAACGGCGUCGUUUCUCGUGAGUAAGUGCAUUGAAGUGUUGAACUUAACGGAUGAUGAUGACGGAGAUGACGGCGGUUUUGACUUGUUUGAAGACGUUAUACUAAUGGUUCACCCUGACGACUUUCAUAUAGUCGCAGAGGCCAUGCAUCGUCGUUUCAACAGUCAUGAUGUCGUUUAUAAGAUUGUUGAUCAAUAUAUUCGGGGACAUAAUGGGAAGAUGACAGAAGACCAAAAAUCCCAAAUAUGCAGUAGCAUAGACUGCAACAAACUCUCCCCUAAACUUCUUGUGGAGGCUGUUCAAAACCCCAUAAUGCCCCUCAGAUUCUUGGUCCGAGCCAUGUUAGUCGAGCAGCUCAACACGCGCCACUGCAUGAUAUCCACCACCACAACCACCACCAACGGCCGCCACCACCGCCGCCGUUACAGUGACACUCCUCCGCAGUCCGUUACAACGCUCGGCGCCCUACUCCAGCGCGACGCGGCUCAACGCCAAAACUCGCAGCUCAAGGCCUCUUUAGAAGCGACCACAUCGCGUAUCCAAAGCUUAGAGGAAGAGCUCAACGGCAUGAGGAAGCUGUUAAGGGAUAAUUUUCUUGAUGACGUGUCCAGAGAGGGCACGAAUAGAAUAACCGAUCGCGAGUCGGGUAAGUCGGCUAGCUUCCAUUUUGGCGCCGAGAAUAAUAAUAAUAAUAAGGCGUGUAAUAGGGGAGCUGCUUCGUCGGCUAGUUUUCGCAGUGGUGGAGAGAAAGUAGUUAGUCGAAGUCCGAGGAGCAAGAACAAGAAGUUGAGUGAGAGAUUAAUGAGUGGGCUAAAGAAGGCUUUUUGGGUACGAUCAAGUGAUAAUAUUAAUAAUAAUAAUAAUAAUAAUAAGGUGGAUCAUCAUCAAGAUAAUGAUGGAGGGAAAUAUUACAACGAGAUCAUGUUAUUGUGAUUAUAUAUUUAAAUAUCUUAUAAAUUAGGUCUAACAUCAGACAAUUAUAUAUAUUGUAUUGUUAGUGCUAUAACUAAUUAAUUUAUUAAUUUGUUUCUCUA
Cannabis sativa is the source of this 1721-nucleotide messenger RNA. RefSeq names its product BTB/POZ domain-containing protein At3g49900. Gene Ontology annotation, molecular function: protein binding. The record is from RefSeq and is a predicted model, not a curated record. NCBI's taxonomy places the organism in Eukaryota, Viridiplantae, Streptophyta, Magnoliopsida, Rosales, Cannabaceae. Bases 154 to 1620 code for a protein of 488 amino acids. The transcript has 4 exons.